Molecule: messenger RNA, 1151 nt
Organism: Dioscorea cayenensis subsp. rotundata (Guinea yam)
Lineage: Eukaryota; Viridiplantae; Streptophyta; Magnoliopsida; Dioscoreales; Dioscoreaceae
Exons: 3
Coding region: 150-788 (212 amino acids)
Source: RefSeq, a predicted model, not a curated record
AAAGAGAGAAGGGAAAGAAGGAGCUUCCCAUUUCGUCAUCGUCUAAUGAUAAUCCUUUUUCUCUCUUUCUCUCUUUCUCUUUCUUAGGGUUUGCUUCUUCUCUUCUUCUCCAUCUCCAUCUCCAUCUCCUCCGAUUCUCCAAUCUAUUCAUGGCCAAGAAGAGGAAGUCUGAGGCUAAUCGCAUGGAGGAGGCCGAUCGAACCAUGUACUCGGCGUUCUGUGGCGCGGCGAACUCGCUGUCGCAUCUCUACUCUCUUUCCGUUAACCAGCACAAGCUCGCUUUCCACGCCGGUGAACGACAUGCCAUGGAGAAGCUCUAUCAGUGGAUUGUAAGACAGCAUGAGGAAGGGUCAAGAUUGUCGGCUGCUGAUAUAGUUGCACAUUUGCAGAAUGAGAUUGAAUAUGGAGGUGAUGAAGCGGCAGCUUCACCAAGAGUACAAGCUCCUCAUCAGCAACCUCAAUCCACCAUGCAUUUUGCAAAUGCAGGCAUGCAGACAUCUGGUGGUGCAUUUACACAAGCUGCAGUUGGACAUGCCCCACGGUCUUUUCAGUCUGAUCAAGCAAAGAACUUGGUUUUCUCGAACGCUCUCUCCAGUCCUGUUCGGAGAAGUCUUCAGUCUUAUCAACUUGCUCAGGGAGGGUACUACCAAAGUGCUGCUCUCCCGGGUGCAAAUGAAGCACGGAACCAUGAAGCUAACUCAACUCAUCACAACCGAGGGUCUAAUUCACCCAGUUCCAAUGAUACUAUGGACAUGCAUUCAGAUAGCCCAGCUCAUGAAUCUUAUUGAUUGGAGUGGCUUGAUUUAGGAUGCCUUAUAAGAUUUCAGUGCCCUUGUUUCAUGCCCUUAAUAAUCCAAUCUUCAAUUGCUUUCUGCAGUCACACCCGACGAAUAUCAUCGACCGAACAAACAAAGAUGGUGUCUGUGUGUUGGUGCGCGGAGUAAAUGAGAAGAAAAACAAAGCCAAUGCCUGGAAUAAGAUUGUCAAAAUAAUAUCACAACUCAUCAAAGGUGACUAUGAAGGUAGUUAAUUGUGAAUAAUUUGCUUUGGUUCUGCCAACAUGUUACUUCUUUCUGAGUGUUUACCUUGCAUUGAUUUUAUUGGUACCUGUAAGAACUUUUGAUUUCAUCUGUCGCUAGUAUAUUAUUUAA